AUGAGCGAGAGCUUCUACGAUGCCAUCUCCGCAUUCCUCGGAUUCUCCAAGUUAUUUUCCAUGACCUCCAUUACCAGCAGUGAUAACACCUCUAAAUACAAAUGCAACCACAUAAUACAUUUUCUGUCUUUGGUGCAUCUGGUGAUUGUGGCGUUCACGUAUUACCUGAGCUUCGACACGGAUGGAAAAUACGUUGGAAACUCCGACAUCUACUUCUUGUCGUACUUCACGUACGACAUGCUCAACAUGAUCAGGUUCGUGGUCAUUUACAUUCGAAGUUCGUGGAAGGUUCAAAAGGAAAUCGACAUGUACAGAGCAGUGGACGAGUUCGACGCGAAGUUGGAAGGAAACGACGAUAUGGCUGCAGCAAAUAAUUGGAUAACUAGGCAGAGCUUUGCUCUUCUAUCUUUGGCCAUCCUUUCGCAAACACUAACCGAAACUUUCGUCGCCUUGAUCUCUUACAAAGUGAUCACUGCAAAUCUGAUAAUCUGUAAAGUUUUGCCUGCUUUUACAGGCACUUUGAGGAAAUGCUACUAUUUUUUGUGGACUUGUUGGCUGAGGAAACGCUUCGAAAUAAUCAACAAACGAUUGUUAACAGUGAAGAAACGAAGUAAAGUAAAUAGGCGACACGUUUUCAGUGUGUAUUCCUUCCACAAAGAGUUGGACGAAUUAAUGGAAAUGUACAAGAAACUAGGGGAAAUCACGAGAAAUGUAAACGAAUACUUUAACAUCGAGCUGCUUUUACAUUUUUUACUACUCUUUGACGUCGUUUUUGCGAACGGCUAUUACAUGAGUUUCGUCCUCAACCUGAAUGACUCAACCUUUCUUUACAUUUUCACUGUCAUCAAAAAUUACAUCUACUUAUUAUUCGAAAGUUACUCCUUAGUUUAUUCCAGCACGUUGCUUUGCAAAGAGGCAGCUAAAUCUAAAAUGAUACUAAACAGAAUACGAGUAGAUCCAUACGACGAAAACGCACAUGGAUUAAUGAUUACUUCAAUUUACGAGUUAAAAGAAAACCAAGUAACAAUAUCCGUAUGCCGCCUAUUUUCCAUCAACAAGGCCAUGAUGUUUGGAAUGAUGUCCAACAUAUCGAAUUACAUUUUCAUCAUGCUGCAAUUGGAAUAUCAAACUGAAAAUACUGAUUAG
This is a messenger RNA of Nicrophorus vespilloides, 1146 nucleotides long. RefSeq lists its product as uncharacterized. Gene Ontology annotation, biological process: sensory perception of taste. The transcript has 4 exons. Bases 1 to 1146 code for a protein of 381 amino acids. Lineage: Eukaryota; Metazoa; Arthropoda; Insecta; Coleoptera; Silphidae. The record is from RefSeq and is a predicted model, not a curated record. Gene Ontology annotation, cellular component: membrane; dendrite; neuronal cell body.